AUGAUCGGCUUCUUGAGCCAAAAGCCGAAAUCUACGUCGCUUUUGGCGGCUGCUUUCUUGCUCCUCGGUCACCUUACACCUGCGGUUAUCGGAUUGAGGACGACACCCGGCUCGCCGUGCGCUAACGUCUGCAAUAAAGUGUCCUCGAACACUACAGGUUCUGAGAUCGUUUGUUUGGACGAGCAGUUCAGCCAGACUACGAAGGGGUCCGACUUUCAAAACUGCGUGGAGUGCCAAUUGGAGAGCACUUACAGUGAUUCGUCGUCGGGGCAGGCGGAUGUCGACUGGGGACUCUACAAUCUCCGGUAUGCCUUCAGCAGCUGCGUGUACGGCUUCCCUGAACAGGUCGCCAAUAUCUCUUCUCCCUGCGUGGUUUCCUGCCAGUCAUUAUCAUCGGCGCUAAAGUAUGACUUGGAUGAUCCGAGUGGAGUCAACUUCGAUACCUGGUGUGGUGCUUCGGCUUUCGCGGACAAUGUCAUCAGCCAGUGCGAGUUUUGUUACAACUUGACCAGCAAUAUGACCGAUUCCCAGGUCUACCUUGGAAAUUUUCUAGAAGCUCUUCGCUACAACUGUCACUUCCGAACCCCUACCAGCAAAGCUUUUCCUAUUAGCCCGAGUAGAGUCUUCAGCGAGUCAUUGCUGCCCCAAUCCACAGUGGACCUGAUUUCUCCUUCCGCGAAGCCCAACUCAGGCUCCAGCCGUCUGGCUUUGAUCAUUGCGCUUCCGAUCCUGGGAUUUGUGAUCCUGAUCUGUAUCCUCGCAGUGGGAUGCUUCUUCUUUAUCCGCUGGCGACGCAAGCAGGCCCGCAAGAACCGUCGUUCGGACCAUCUUCAUGCGCGGUGGAACGAUACCACCAUCAGUACCCCAGCUCACGGGGCGUGGGCUGAUCCUGCCGUGUAUAGCCAACCGAUGCACCACCCAGGGUCUGGACAUGGCUUCAACUUUGUCGACACAGACGGCCGUGCUCAGGAGGUGGGAUUCUCCAAGUCCAAUUAUGUCGAAAUCAACGAAUCUCCUGUCACGGUCCCAUCUACCACACAUUCUCCGGAGCAGGAGAAGGCUUAUCACGCUCAGACAUACUUUUCUGAGCGCAGUGUCUCACCUCCUCAGAAACAAUAA
Aspergillus lentulus is the source of this 1119-nucleotide messenger RNA. The record is from RefSeq and is a predicted model, not a curated record. Lineage: Eukaryota; Fungi; Ascomycota; Eurotiomycetes; Eurotiales; Aspergillaceae.